Messenger RNA from Cucurbita pepo subsp. pepo (vegetable marrow), 1778 nucleotides. Lineage: Eukaryota; Viridiplantae; Streptophyta; Magnoliopsida; Cucurbitales; Cucurbitaceae. The record is from RefSeq and is a predicted model, not a curated record.
GUAAUUGAUUUGAUAUGAGAAGGGAAAGGAAUGGAUGUGGCGCAAAAUUAGGAGGAGAGAGGGAAGGAAGAGGAAUGUUGAAACAGAAAUGAGUCAAAUUGAUGUAGAAAGGGAAAUGAAAUUGGAAUCCCAAUCAAUCCAGGCACUUCCACCCAAAAUCCAGCUAAAACCAAGAAAACCCCAUUCCAUCUCCACCACCAAUCCAAUCUCAUCAUCAUGUUAAGCCUCAAGCAGACAUCGAUAAUGGCCGCCACUUUCCAUGUCCACAAUCCUUUCUUCUUCUAUUCAUCGAAUUCUCCCCGCAGAGCCCUCCACGUUUGGCUACGAUCCGUUUCCGCCACCGCCACCGGCCGCUAUUCCCUUGGACUCCCCCAACCGCUGCCGCCGGUUCCGUCGGGAGGCGGUGAUAGAGAUUCAGUGAUUUAUGGAGGUGGAAUUGGAUGGACUUCAGCACCUAACAAUCGCCUAGUGUACGAAAAGGGCCCUCCUAAAAUUUUAGGGUUUCGUAGCGGUUAUAAUAAAUGUUUUUCGAUUGGGUCUAAAAGGUGUAAUUCCAUUUCGUCGGAAAAAAGAGGAGGGGUUUUUGGGUUAGGAUCAGGCUCUGCUUCUGAUUCUGCUUCUCCUCCAUCUGCCGGCUCUGAAUUUGUAGCUGAUAUGGGUUCAGAGAGCAAGGAUCAUAACAAUGGCUGGUAUCAAGACGACUUGGACAGCCAGAGCCAAUCGCCAUUAAUGCACCAACAUGAGCCACAACGUUCCAAAUUGCUGACAUUGCCCACCAUUCUGACGCUUGCCCGAGUGGCCGCUGUCCCGAUAUUUGUUUGUACCUUCUAUGUCGAUAAUUGGUGGGGAACGACUGCGACAACUAGUAUAUUCAUUGCUGCAGCAGUUACAGACUGGCUCGAUGGUUAUAUUGCUCGGAAGAUGAGGUUAGGUUCUGCUUUUGGUGCAUUUCUUGAUCCAGUAGCUGAUAAGCUUAUGGUUGCUGCCACACUGAUUUUACUAUGUACACAACCUUUGGAGGUUUCUGUGUUUGGUCAUGUUCCUUGGCUUCUGACUCUACCGUCAAUUGCAAUUAUUGGCCGGGAGAUAACCAUGUCUGCAGUUAGAGAAUGGGCUGCUUCCCAGAAUAGCAAGCUUUUAGAGGCUGUGGCCGUAAAUAACUUGGGGAAGUGGAAAACAGCAACACAGAUGAUUGCACUAACCACCCUUCUGGCUAGCCGAGACAGCAGUCUUGGAGGAUCUGGAAUUUUAGUAGCAACUGGUGUGGUCUUAUUGUACAUAUCAGCUUGGCUUGCCGUGUGGUCACUAUUUGUUUAUUCCCGCAAGAUCUCGAAAGUUUUGUUUCGCUAGCACAACCCGACCCAACCUUUCGAUCCUCUUCGUUUUUGUUUGACCACACAUGCAAGAGCUAGGUCAUCCUAUGGCCAAAAUUGACUGAUUGCUUGAUCUGUUGGUGGGUGAUGCCCAUUAGAGACUGCUGAAGCCAGUUUCUCAAGUGACAUGCAGCCUGUGGAUGAUUUAUAAGAAGACAGCAGCCAUAGUUACAGACCUGCUGAAGCUGAAACUGGAAGUUUGGACUGAGGUCUGAUGUAACUAUAAAUUUACUGACUAUUUAAAAAAGAAAUUAUAUAAAGUGGCACUUUAUCACAUGCUCGUUGUUAUUUAAAUUCAAUCCCUUGAGUAUUCUUGUCAAUGCUGCGAUAAACCUGACAUUUUCCAGGGAUGCUGAGUUUUCAAGAUUUGUAGAUAUUCUUUUUCUUUGAAAUUUUUAGAUGAAA